Aphanomyces invadans is the source of this 2384-nucleotide messenger RNA. RefSeq lists its product as hypothetical. The record is from RefSeq and is a predicted model, not a curated record. Bases 218 to 1420 code for a protein of 400 amino acids. NCBI's taxonomy places the organism in Eukaryota, Oomycota, Saprolegniomycetes, Saprolegniales, Verrucalvaceae. The transcript is spliced from 9 exons.
GGUUUUCCAGGGUCGUCGUGGCCGUUGUCGUGUGUCAACAUCCUCAACAGGACGCAGCUUCCUGCUCACCCAUGACGCUCCCCUCCGGAGGCUUUGCUGGUGGCCGUCGCCAGCCCAUCCUUGCCUCGACCGACCUGGUCUCCGAUCAAGUGCCAGACUUGUCCGGAUUAUCCAAUUGACCGGAUAAAGUUCGCCACCAGAACCACACACGAUCGUCAUGGGGAUGUUCCGCUCCGCCGUGCGAAGUGUUACGAUGCCGUUGAUGGCCGCCGCGGCUACGUCCUGUGCAUACAAUAAAAGUGCCCCACCACCGCCUUCGAAGGGCCGCGCGUUUAGCUGGGGCUCGAAUGGGUUUGGGCAAUUGGGGCAAGGCCACGAAGUGGAUCUGCCGACCCCCACGCCCGUCAAACUGGACCCUGCGCCGCGGUCCGUCGCGUGCGGUGGGAAUUCGUCUGCCAUUGUAACGACAGAUGGCCAUGUGUACACGUUUGGCGCAGGCGGGAGUGCUCGCCUCGGCCACGGCGAUGCCAUCGACACGCCAAACGUGUCAACUCCGCAGCUGCUGCAUGUGCCCAACGUCUUGUUUGAAAAGGUGGUGAUCGGGGAGUACCACAUGAUGGCGCUUACGACCGACUGUCGACUGUUCUCGUGGGGCCGCCAUGGCAGUCCUCAACUCGGUCAUGCGAACGACCGCCGCGGCUUCCCGAAUGAAGUAGUUGAGCUGCGCGGCAAAGUCCAAGCCGUCGCUUGCGGACGCCAGCACUCGGUAGCUAUCACGAACGAUGGCCAGAUGUAUGCGUGGGGGCUUGGUCAUGAAGGAGCUCUCGGUCAUGGAGAUCGAUCGAACGUUGAUCGACCCAAAGUGGUAUCUGCACUGGCAAAGGAGACUGUCGUGCAGGCAGCAUGCGGGCGUGAGUACACUCUGGCCUUGACAAAGGAAGGCGUGGUGUAUGCGUGGGGUGCGAACGACUAUGGUCAGUUGGGAGUGGCAGGCUCCAUGCGAUACCAGCGCACGCCGUUGCCCGUGACGGCGCUGAACGGCCUUCAAGUCGUUCAAGUUGCGGCUGGCGAGUACCACAGCGCUGCGUUGACUGCGUCGGGCGAGGUAUUCACGUGGGGCCUUGGCAAGGACGGCCAACUCGGGCUUGGCACUCCAGACGACCAAAACAUUCCACGAAAGAUCUCGGAGCUGGAUGGCCUCGGCAUUGUCCACGUCGCGUGCGGCGGCGGCCACACAGUGUGUACUUCUGCCCACGGUAGUUUGUGGGUAUUUGGACGAGGCCGCAGUGGCCAACUCGGCCGUGGCGAUCAGCUUGAAAGCAUCGCGGCAUCUCGAAACACCCCCGUCCAAGUCAAGCUUCCCACCAACCAAGCAGCCCACCAAGUGAGUUGUGGCCGAGACCACACCUUGGCGCUAUGAGUGCGAUAAGCAAGCGCUGUGUGGACGACGCGAAGUGCACACCUGGCGUUCUUCCGCGAGAUAAUUCCACCGCACCAGCUCGCGGCUCCCGUGGGAUGAAGUGAUGGGACAUGAUUAGCAGGGGUAAUUCUCGGCGAAUUCAAUACAAUAUUUGAGCCACACCUAGGUGCACAACACGUGCGGGGAUUCAGCCAACGGGCGUUUGUUCCAAUCGUUGGUAGAUGCAGGGCAUGUCUCGGCAGCACCACGAGACUCACGUCUUUUUGCAGUGCCACGUCAUUCGGUCGCCCAUCGCUUCCCCCGCAAGUGCGGUGAAUUCAGCAAGUUAGCGUCAUCCACCACGGGGGCGUUGAAAGCCCGACGGCUGAUAUCGAGCGAAGCUUCCCGCCCCUUGGAUAUGCAUGACUCGACAAGAUGUCACAGCAAGGACUUCAUGUACCGUCAAGCAUAUUGUACUCACGAGUGGUCGUGUUUGUCGACGGCGGCUUGGCAGGCGAUGGUUGGGCUUUCUUUUUCAGUGCGGCUUGUGCUUGCUUCGCCUUGAUCUGCACGUCACGAUGAUAAGGAGUUGACUGGGUCUAUCGCGGACAGACCUCUGCUUCCAGCUUGGCUUGCUGCAACUCCCUGGCUCGGCGCGCUUCCACCUCAAGAAUCUGCACCCGUUCCGGUGCUACAACGACAUGGCAGGUCGAGGAUAUGAUCGAAAGCAUCCACGGUACCGUUGGCCGCAUUCAGAGACUGUUGGCGGUCCCACUUCGCCAGUUCAAUAGCGAACAAGUGAUCCAAGUAGAAAAGGCCCACACAGCCCAAGACAACGAACCAUCCAUACACUUGCAUGAAGGCUACCACAUUUUUCGUCAUGUCGUAGUAGUAGAUGGCUGCCGCGAUGACGCCCAUGAGCGGUAGUCCCGUCGUGCGUAGGCACGCGGCAAGGAUCCCAGAACUCAUCUUGGUCUUGUCUUGU